Messenger RNA from Astrephomene gubernaculifera, 1861 nucleotides. NCBI's taxonomy places the organism in Eukaryota, Viridiplantae, Chlorophyta, Chlorophyceae, Chlamydomonadales, Astrephomenaceae. The record is from the annotation of a GenBank genome assembly.
AAUAAACUAUUCAGGCAUAGCUUGUUUAAACCUUGCUUGCCUAGCCACUGCGCUUUGAAACGUACCUUAGCAGGUCCCGAUCACUCCGCAAACAUGCCCGUCGUCGCUUUCGCUGAUAUUGGCAAGGCCGCCAAGGGCCUGCUGGGUGGCGACAAGGCCACUGGCACUUUCCAGUUUGACCCCAAGGUCUCAGUCAGCAGCACCACCAGCUCUGGCGUCUCUCUGACGGCGUCGGCCACCCAGAAGGCUGACAAGGUCGAGGCUACGCUGAAGGCAGCCUACUCCACGAAGAAGUACUCCGUGGAUGUUGCGAUUGACCCGUCCAGCAAGGUCACGGCCUCCGCUUCCGUGAGCGAGGUCGCGCCCGGCAUCAAGCUCUCCCUGUCCACGGUUGUGCCGGACCCCAAGACCGCUAAGCUGACCCUGGACUACUCCAUGCCCUACCUGGCCCUGAAGUCGACCAUUGGCCUCACGGCUACCCCCGUUGUCGACCUGGCUGCCUCGACUGGCUACCAAUCCUUCGUCCUGGGCGCCGAGACGAGCUACGACACCGCCAAGUCUGCUCUCUCCAAGUACAACGUCGCCCUUGGCUACCACGCCGCCGACUUCCAGGUCGCCGCCCUCCUGGCUGACCAGGCCAAGACCCUGAAGCUGUCGUACGCCCACAACCUCACCCCGGUCAGCACCGUGGGCGCUGAGGUCACCCGCAAGCUGUCCAGCAGCGACACCACCUUCGCGCUCGCCUACGCGCGCAAGCUCAAGAGCGGCGCCCUCACCAAGGUCAAGCUGGACGGCACCGGCCUGCUGUCCGCUCUGUACGAGACCAAGCUGACCAGCGGCGAGAAGAUCGCGGGCUCCCUGCAGCUGCAGGCUACCGACCUCAGCAAGCCCGUCAAGUACGGCUUCGCUGUGGACCUGGCGUAAGGCCCUGCGGUGCAGCAACGUAGCCGUGUGCAUUUGGAGGAGAAGGGGGGCAUGCAAGGGUGCUGGGUUGUGGCUGCUUUCUGGCGGCCGCAACUCUGCAUAAAGCGGUGAAUGGCUCUCUGGCGGGCGCAGCAGCGGUAUGGCAGCAGCAGCAGGUAGCGGGUUGGGGUGUGCAUGGAGCGCGUCAAGAGUGGGUUGCGUGAGACCCCUCACAGGUGAAGCAGCAAGCAGCGUGGCGGGAGGGUCAACACACCUCGAACAACAACAACGAAUGCCGCGUUGUUUAGGUCAUCAGCCGCGCUCGCUUGUUGCUGCCAAAGGGGCUUUGCGGCAGCUGAGGUGCACCUGGCGGGUUCGUUCGUGUAGUGUGUGUGCAUCGAGGAGGUGGGGCAGGCGCACUUCGCUGAGCGGCCCUGUUCCCCUUCUUGAGGCUUACAGACUGCUCGUUUGCGGAUCUUGGGGCACAGAACAGAAGGGGUUCGGUGCAGCAAGGUCGUGCCUGCUUAGGAUCCCCGGGUGCCGAUUGCCUGUUGUGGUUUGCUUGGGGCUGUUUGCGUCCGUUGGAAUGACGUUUUGGCAACUUUCGUAACGCUGUGAUGAAAGGCCUACGUUUCAUCGCUUUCUACCUUUUGACAUCUAACCACGACUUGAAUACUGACUGUGUGUCUGCUUAACGGCAGCUCCUGUAACGAGACUCCAGUUGCUUUGCGCACAUGUUUUGAACCGUAUAUCAGGCUUAUGGGGCGAAGCAGUAUGUAAAGCAUGCUAGGCGGUUUGCUAGUUUUAUGACUCACAAAACCGCUGAUUACCGAUAAAGUGGAGCUCGUUCUGGGCCGUACGUCUUCUCUACCUCUCUCCACCAACUCCUGCUUGACGACGUCACCCACAUUUACAAGUUGGGCUUCUUGAUCAAGCGAGCUACAAAACUACACGUGGC